AUGAGUAAUCAAUACAUAAACGAGCCAGUCACCAGUGGAAAGGUUCGAUUUUUGAUAUAUUUUUUUCUCGAAUCAGAAGAGACAAAUCUUCAGGAUUAAAAAAAACUUCUCUAGUGGAAAAAAAUUAGUUCUGAAUAAUUUUUUUCUCUUUGAAGUUCAUAAACUAAUUUUCAUAAAUUUUCAAAUUUUUCUUCUCGUAUUGGUGCUUAAACGUAGGAAAAGCGGCUGAAAAAUUUUCAAUUUCAUUAUUUUUAGCUUUUUUGUAAAUCUCAAAUAGUGAUAUAGUUUUUUUAUAUUUUUUUGAAGCUUGAAAAAGUUUUAACGUAGUGAGACGUCGAAAAAAGUUCCGGUGUACACAAUUUCUUUUGAUGUAGCUCUAAAAAUGAGGAAAAUUAGAAAGUUCCUCCAAGUAAACUUUUUUUUUCCUGAUUCUACUAUUUUCUCCGUUCAAUUGAAAUGUAAAACUUCUUGCUGUUUCGAACGUUUUUCUUAUAAGGCGCAGGACGGUUGAAAAGUCAAAAAUAAAACAGAGAAGUUAGCCUUUUUGAAAUUCAUCUUCAUCAUCAUGAUCAUCAAUAUUUAUUUAUUGGUUGUUCUAGUCAAAUGAAAUCGAUCUUUCGAAUAUAUUUGUUUCAAAUCUUUCUUUAAAGGUCUGUUUGCACACGACGGCAGGAGAUAUCGAGAUCGAAUUGUGGGCCAAAGAAGCGCCAUUGACGUGUCGGAAUUUCGUGCAGUUAUGUAUGGAAAACUAUUACAAAGGAAGCGUCUUCCAUCGACUCGUGAAAAGUUUUCAACUUUUUCCGAGAAUCUUUCAAUAAAGAUCUUUUAGAUUUCAUCCUACAAGGCGGCGAUCCAACAGGAACUGGCCGGGGCGGAGAGAGCAUCUACGGCGGAACUUUCAAGGUUUUUGAGCAGGGAAUAGAAGAAUAAAGGGAAAUGUUGAUAUUCGAUGCAAAGAGAUUUUUAAUUAUGGGGUUCAUUUUCAUUCAUUUCAAAAAUGUACUUGCUGUUUUGCAAUCUGCACGACAAAUACAAAAAUAUCACAACAAUCAAAAUAAAUCUAACAGCUGAUCUGUGGAAAUGGUUCAGUGAAAACAAAAUUUUUGCUUGUUCAAUUUCUAAGUUUCUAACGAAACAUAGUUAUGUAUUAUCAGGAUGAGUUCCACCAAAGGCUCAAGUUCAACCGACGCGGCAUCGUCGGAAUGGCCAACGCCGGCAAAGACGACAACGGCAGCCAGUUCUUCUUCACUCUCGGCGACUCCGGAGCUCCCGACCUCAACAACAAACACACCGUCUUCGGAAAGGUAAGAAUCUCCUGAAAAUUAAAAACUGAAUCUUUUUUCCCACUUGAUAGCGUCAAAAGCGUUGGUGUCGCUGGCCAAAUUUGAGAAUUUUCGAGCACUUUUCUAUCAGAAAGACAAUAGGAAACUUGAGAAUUAGAGCCAACUCUAUUGAGAUUUUCUUUUGACCACCCUGAUAUCAGAUCAGAAAGAAAUGCUUCGAAUAUUAUUAUUUUUAGUCAAAUAAUGGCGUCAUGAAAUUGGUCGAGUUAUGAAGAAAACAGUGUUUUUGGCGCAUCUGAGGUUUUUCGCGUUGAUAUUCUUACCAGAAAGCAACAAAAAAAUGAAUGAACUUUUUUGUUUUGAUAUUAAGGAGCUCUAGAGAAUAUUCCUAGAAAUUUUUUUUUAUUUAACACAGUCGUUCAUUGGAAAUAAUGCGCUUUGCUCUCUUAAAAUAAUGGGAAGGAAAAGGAAAAGAAAACAGGGGUUUAAACAGAAAAUAGAGCCCUUUUCACGAGAGGCUAUUUUUGAAUAUCAUCUUUAAAAGGUUCAAUGAUUUAAAAAAACAUUUCGAAGGAAAAAGUUAUUAUAUCAAUUACUCAGAGUUCUAAGCUGCUAAUCACAACGGGCUGAAACAUGAAAUCCAUGAAUACUCGUGAAUUUCAGGUCGUCGGUCCGACGCUGUACAAUAUGCUGAAAAUAACGGAAGUCGAUGUGGAAAAUGAGCGACCGACGACUUUGUACAAGAUCACCGGGGCCACGAUUGUGAACAACCCUUUUGACAACAUCGUCCCAAGGUUUUUCAGUCGAUUUAUUCGAGAAAAAACGAAUAAAUUCUCAGAGAGAAGACCAAAAAGGAGAAGAAAGAAAAGGUUGCGCGAGUUGUGGAGACGAAGAAGCCGUCGUUGCUCUCUUUUGGCGACGAGGCCGAGGAGGACGAGAAGGAGCUGGUGAUGAUCAACAAGGUGAAGAAGCCUUUUUGAAGCUUUUCUAGUCUACCACAAAAUAUUUUAAUAAAAGGAGAAUUAUCAAAAUGAUAUGGAGGAAAUUUUGAAGAACCUCACCAUACAUCGGCUGGACCAGCCGACGUAUGAAUCUCACCCUUGGAGGCAAAUGUCCAGUUAUCAGUAAAUUAAAAUUUCUAGAAAUUGAACAAAGGCGAAAUCGGCCCACGACGCCCUGGAUGA
Molecule: messenger RNA, 2467 nt
Organism: Caenorhabditis auriculariae
Lineage: Eukaryota; Metazoa; Nematoda; Chromadorea; Rhabditida; Rhabditidae
Source: the annotation of a GenBank genome assembly